Erythranthe guttata (spotted monkey flower) is the source of this 751-nucleotide messenger RNA. The record is from RefSeq and is a predicted model, not a curated record. Lineage: Eukaryota; Viridiplantae; Streptophyta; Magnoliopsida; Lamiales; Phrymaceae.
AAUUUGGUGGGCUUCAGGUAAAACCCAUCGUCUGCUUCUCUCUCCUCUCUCUUCUCCACCAUUUCUGCCCUUACCGCGGAGAAGAAAAACGUCAGCAACACAUUACAUAUAAUUCCUCGACACCAAUCGAACGAUCGUGGCUCUCUCAUUGACUAUCGGCGAAGAUCUAUCUGCAAUCAUCUGUGUAAUUUCCUCUCUUCCACUGUCACUCCGUCACUUUCUGCUGUAAGGAAGCGAAAGGCAAUGGCGAAAGGAUUGAUAUGGGCUACGGCAGAGGACAUGGCUAGGAACAGGGGCAAAGUUAUAUCACUGUACCGCCAGAUAUUGAGAAGGCUUAAUUCACCUGAUCUGCCGCUCAACUUAGCGGCAAGGCUAGCAAGGAAAGCCGAGGUUCGAGCCAUUUUCAUGUUGGGUGCUGAGGAGCGAUCCAUUCACAACAUUCAAGAUCUUUUCGACACUGCCGAUUACGCUCUCUCCAUUCUGAACAAAGGCGAAAUCCCCAAAUAUAUUCAAUAAUCUACAUUGUCUGUUUUGCCUUUAGCUACGACUGCCAAAUGUUUUCCUAUGUUGGGAAAUCUGAUGGUAUGGAUCGUGUAAACAUAGGACAUCCCAUUAAGCAUAGAGUGCUGCUAUAUGCAAUGAAUUUCAUGUUAUAUGUACGAAACGUAUGUCUUCUUUUGGCGAAGUUUGAGUCUUUGACAGGCAAUUGUUUGUGGUAAUAAAAGUGUCGAGAUCGAUGUUUUACUGCUAG